CUCAGAGCUGCUCCCUGAGGGAGCCUCGGCUGCUGGCUUCGGAGGAGAAGACAGAAGGUCAGAUAGGAGCACUGUGCAGCGGGCACUGUGUGGCCUGAAUCCCUCACAGCAGCGCCUGGUUCUGGCUGUGGGCACAGUGAUGGGGAGAGAAUCCCUCCACUCAGAAUCUCGCCUACCCUUAUGGAGGGACUCCUACCCCUGAGGGCUGCACUGCCGGCGAGAACUGGACUUUCACCGCAGCCACUGCUUGUGAGGAUAGAUUGGCUUCCGCACUCAGGAUCACUUGCUUACAGAGGGGAGAUUACAGAAACCACAGUCGGGAUGGGACUGUACUGAGAAGCUGGGGAAAGUGACAAUGAAGACAAGGAUUGAAUAAAAUUCAGAUGAACAGCAGCAUCCUUGGCUCUAUCUUUGAGUAUGGGUGCAGAGCCCUGGUCCUUGAGUGGUGGAUCCUAUUCAAUGCAUUUAUGGUUGUUCUUCACCCUGAGCUUGCUGUUGUUCAUCCUGCUGCUGAUCUCCUGUGGAGGCUGCAUGAGGAAGUCAGCUCAAUUUUCGGCACAGAAUAACGACACAGAGACUAAAGAUGACACUCACCUCAUAAGCAUUAGCCAGUUCGAUGAUUCUGUAUUUCCAAACAGCAUCUCCACAGCAACAAUUCAAGAAGGUCACCCCGGGUCACGUAAAGUAAGCUGGCAAAAUGAUGAGGAAAUGCCUGGCACGCAAGAUAAUAAAGAAUCUCCGUGUCAACACAGCAGAGCAUUGCCUGAGAUUCCCGCUGCUUUGGAUGAUAAGGGGAAUCCUGAUGGGAAAGGUGACCCCGUCUACCAGACAGCGAGGGAGCUAACUGCUGCAGAGUGCCAGGAGAUUUCAGAAGACCCCAUCGAACCAUCGUAUGCGGCUAGUGACCAGUUCAGCCUCGAAACACAGAGGGCAGAGUUCAUCAUCGAGGAUGAUGUUGCCAAGGAGGAGGGGAACUUCCAGCAGAAGAAAGUGGCCCCUGUGUAUGCACGGGUCAGCAAAAAGACAAAGAACACACCAUUGCUGUGUCUUCCCAGUCUUUCGGCAGUCCAUGGGAAUGUGGAACGUGAUGAGGAACCGCCACCACUACCCGAGAAACGAUUCGACCUUGAUGAUGAUUUUGUGAUCGGCGAAGAAUCUGAGCAGAUAUUGGUGGAGGAAACACCUCAAGAAGAUCCCAGGGCAGCUCUGCUUCCUGCUGAAUCCUGUGUCACUGAUGGAGAUGGUAUUGUGGCCGCAAAGAAUGGUCUAACUAUGGGCUAGCAGCACUUGUAUCUCUGAGACACUGCUCUGCUUCUAACUGGACAUGAUCAGGAUUGGAUGGGAUUUACCUAAACAAGCUACACUAGAGUGAAUAACCCUAACAGGAGUGCAGGGAAACCAUCAAAAAGAGAAACUGCUGGAGAAAUUCGCCAGGUCUGGCAGCAUCUGUGGAGAGAGAGAAACAGAGUUAACAUUUUGAGUCCAGUCAUUCUUCUUCACAACAAUUAGGAUCGGAGGGGACUUAUGCCUCCUGCUCCCUGUAUGUCGCACAGCGAACACAGCGUGGAACUGCAGAGACACUUGUGUUGCUGGGACUCUAGGUGGAAAAAGUACUGAAGGAGUGAAAUUACAAUAUAAUUUGAACAGGAGGGAUGGAGCUCUUAUAACAUUUUAGUGCAGGUAUGGGAAGUGAGAUGUCACUAUUUUAAUAACAGAAUUUUCUGUCUUGUUUUCUCUGUGAGAUUAUAGAUUUCUCAAAUAUUAUUAAA
Messenger RNA from Hemiscyllium ocellatum (epaulette shark), 1769 nucleotides. RefSeq lists its product as uncharacterized. The record is from RefSeq and is a predicted model, not a curated record. Bases 418 to 1281 code for a protein of 287 amino acids. Lineage: Eukaryota; Metazoa; Chordata; Chondrichthyes; Orectolobiformes; Hemiscylliidae. The transcript is spliced from 6 exons.